AAACUUCAACAAAGUUUCUUUCAGAAGUGUCAACAAAGCGAUUCUAGUUAUAAAAAUUCAAGUUUUUUAAAUUAAAUAUUACAUGAAAUCUCACUGAAAUGCCUAAACCUGUGUGCGUACAGUGUAACACGAAUGAUUCUUUACUUUGGCGAAGCGCAGAGAAUGGACAAAUAUGUAACGAAUGUCAUUUAUCGAAUACCAUAAAAAAGGAAUCAAAAUCAGACUCUGCAGUGGCGAAAUCUGAAAGUGAUGAGAAAACAGAAGAAAAAGAUAACGAAGGAAAGAACGGUAAAGGUGAUGAGUCUACGCCCGCUAAAGCUACAGGAAAAGGAACAAGGAAAAGUACUAGAGCGACUAGAUAUAAGUCUAAAACUCCCGCACCGUUUUCCAAAACUUCUGCGCCGCGGGGCAGAGGUCGACGAAGCAUUUUUAAACGGCAGCCAUUAAAGGCUCCGACAGCUACAGCCACUGUAGUCACCAGUGAUUCUAUAUUUUAUAAGGGUAGUUAUAUGCAAGUAGGUGAUAUAGUUUCCAUGAUAGGUGUAGAAGGUGGCACAUAUUACGCUCAAAUCCGUGGCUUUUUGACGGACCAGUAUUGUGAGAAGAGUGCUGUCAUAACCUGGUUAAUACCGACCAGGGCCAGUCCACCUCCUGAAGAGGGUUUUGAUCCUGCCACAUAUAUUAUUGGUCCUGAAGAGGAUUUGCCGCGUAAAUUGGAUUACAUGGAAUUUGUAAUGCACGCCCCUUCUGAUUACUACAAAGAUAGUAAAAGCCCAUACCCAGUAAGUGAUUCGAAACUCAAUGAUUACAGUGGAUUUAUCUGGACCACAUUAGAACCAAAAGAAAAAACACAUUAAUAACAAUUUCUGUUAAGUUUAUUAUAGUUAUGCAAUAUAUGACUUUUUUAAUUCA
Messenger RNA from Papilio xuthus (Asian swallowtail), 912 nucleotides. Its product is annotated as GATA zinc finger domain-containing protein 1. NCBI's taxonomy places the organism in Eukaryota, Metazoa, Arthropoda, Insecta, Lepidoptera, Papilionidae. The transcript is spliced from 3 exons. Gene Ontology annotation, biological process: regulation of DNA-templated transcription; chromatin organization. The record is from RefSeq and is a predicted model, not a curated record. The coding region runs from base 99 to 857 and encodes 252 amino acids. Gene Ontology annotation, molecular function: sequence-specific DNA binding; zinc ion binding. Gene Ontology annotation, cellular component: nucleus.